AUGGAGGCCACCGCCCUGAGCUUGGCGAGGUCCGUUCUGGACGGCGUCAUAAGCAGCGCCGGUUCUGCGAUCGCCGAUGAGGUCGCGCGCCUCAUCGGGGUCCCCAAGGAGGUAGACUUCAUCCGCAACGAGCUGGAGAUGAUGCAGGCCUUCCUCAAGGUGGCAUCGGCCCAUCCCGAGGCCACCGUGCGCAACGACAUCGUGAAGACUUGGGUGAAGCAGGUGCGCGACCUCGCGUACGACGUCGAGGACUGCCUGCUCGACUUCGCGCUCUACGCGGUCAGGACCUCCUCGUCGCGGGCCGGCGCCUGGCUCCCCGGCGCCAUCGCCGAGCGACACCGGAUCGCGCAACGGAUACGGGACCUCAAGGCCAGUGUCGAGGAGCUGAACCAGCGCAACCAGCGAUACCACAUCGUCUUCGACAAUCCGGCGGCCCGCGUCGAGGUACAGCCCGUGCUCCCCGACUACGACAUGCGCUCGGACGAGCUCGCGUUCCAGGUGUCGGAAAUCAUCGGCCGCGAGGAAGAGAAGCAGGCGCUGAUCGACCAGAUCUCUGGCGGAAACCCCGAGCUGAGAGGGCUGAGACUGGUGUCCGUCUGGGGGAUGGGCGGCAUGGGGAAGUCCUCGCUGGUGCGCAUGGUGCACAACGACGCGGCCCUCCUCGACGAGUUCGACUGUGGCGCGUGGGUCACCGUGCCGCACCCGCUCGACAACCCCGACGUGUUCGCGCAGCGGCUGAAGAGGGAGCUCGGCGUAGCGGAGCUGGGGGAGUACCUCAGGGCGAAACGGUACCGGGUCAUAGUAGACGACCUACUUAGCCAGGAGGAGUGGGAGCACGUAUGGAAGGUUUUUCAAACCGGCAACAAGGAGGGAAGCCUUAUCAUCGUGACGACGCGCCGGGAGGACGUCGCUCGGCACUGCGCGGCCUAUGCUGCGGAGGGGCAUGGGCAUGUCUACGAGCUGAAGCAACUAGGGGAUGUGGAAUCCAUGGAUCUCCUGUGUCGGAAGGUCUACAAAUCUGCUGAGUACACAUUACCAGAGGACAUGGUGGAGCAAGCCAACCAAAUUUUAACUGUAUGCCAUGGGCUUCCCCUUGCUAUAUCUACAAUAGGAGGUCUCCUAGCCAACAGGCCUAAAACAAGCAUAGAAUGGAGGAAUAUGCACGAACACCUUGGGGCAGAGCUGGGUUCUGACCUCCGCAGAAUCCCGAAUGUGAUAGAAUCUAGUUACGAUGGCUUGCCGUAUCACCUGAAAUCCAUCUUCUUGUACCUCAGUAUAUUCCCUGUGAACCAUGUGAUGAGACGCACCCGCUUGUUGAGACGGUGGAUGGCAGAAGGUCACAUAGCAAGGAACCGUGACAUGCCCACGGAGGAUGUAGGAGAGCGUUUCUUCAGCGAGCUCAUUAAUAGAAGCAUGAUCCAACCUUGCAAGGUUGGCCAUGGAUCAAUAAAAGCUACUCGCUGCCGGGUUCACAGCAUGCUGCUGCAGAUCAUCCUGCCCAAGUCUAUUGAGGAGAACCAACUAUUCUUCGUUGAGAAGCACUCCAGUAUUGAGGUUCCACAGAGUAAGAUACGUCACCUGGUGGUGUCCAGAUGGAAGACGAGGGACGAGAAAUUGGAAAACAUAAACUUUUCAUAUAUCCGAUCGUUGACAAUCUUUGGUGAGUGCCCUGCUUCUCUCAUUUCUCCCAAGAUGCAGCUGUUGCGAGUGCUGGACCUGGAGGACACAGACAAUUUGAAGAAUGGUGACCUCAAGCACAUAGGGGAGCUACAACACCUAAGGUAUCUGUCCCUGCGACGAACAAAUAUUUCGAAACUUCCAUCUUCCUUGCAGAAGCUUCGAUACCUGGAGACAUUAGACAUCCAAGACACACAAGUGACACAACUCCCCAGAGGAAUUGCCAAACUGGAAAAGAUGCGUUAUCUUCUUUCUGGAGUCAACUUCCAAAAGUUGCAUGAGAAGAUGGCGGAGCCAGGGAAUGGCAACCAUAACGGACGCAUUUUCAGAAGAGGAUGCUGCAAAGUUUUCAAUGCGGACCAGUUUAGCGUGAGAGCCCCCAAAGGGAUCGAGAAGCUGAAGAACUUGCACGUGCUAGGGGUGGCCAAUGUUGGUAAGGGAAAUGGUGUGUCAAGGAGGCUUACGAAGCUGGCAAACUUGAUGAAUUUGCGAAGGUUAGGGGCCAGGGUCACAGGUCUUACGGAGAAAGAAGGAGAUGAGCUGUGCAAGUCGAUAGGAGAGCUCGAUCGAUUGCAAAGCCUCGAGCUGCGCUCUGAUUCACUUGAUUUUCUUGACAGAAUGCAUGAAUCAGCAAUACCAACACAUCUAACUUCAUUGAGGCUGUGUGGUAACCUCACCAAGCUGCCUGAAUGGAUCAGUUCACUCAACAAUUUAGCGAAGGUGAAGCUGCUGGGAACACAGCUGAAGCAGCAAGACAUUCUGCACCUCCAAAACUUGCGUAACCUGGCUUUGCUAGGUCUCUGGGAGAAGUCAUAUGAAGGUGACUCAUUGGAAUUCUUUGCUGAUACAUUCUUAAAACUCAAGUUCCUUGACAUUGGUGGGCUAGGGAAGACUGAAAAGGUGAUAAUCCACCAACAGGCAAUGCCUCAGCUGGAACAACUUUGGCUGAAAAGGUGCCCAUCACUACAAAACAAUGAGCAUGGCUUGUCUGGAGUGACACACCUGCCGAACCUUACGGAGCUUGUUCUUAAGAAUUGUGGUGAGCAGGGGAGUCUGAUUAGGAUAUUGCAGAGGCAAGUCGAUGCGCAUUCUAGAAGGCCUAAAUUCCUCAUUGGAAAGUCGAAGACGCCGACAAGAACAGCAUCUGAGUAA
Molecule: messenger RNA, 2829 nt
Organism: Miscanthus lutarioriparius
Lineage: Eukaryota; Viridiplantae; Streptophyta; Magnoliopsida; Poales; Poaceae
Source: the annotation of a GenBank genome assembly